AUGCCUACGCACUACUUACUGUUGCUCUUUUUCACCGCAGACACGGCUCCAGAAAGUCAAGGUCACACGCAAUGCUCCGAGGUGAGGUGGCAGCGGUGUGCAGGCGAUGUGCGCCGCAGAUUUACUUACGCAAGACCUUCGACAGUCCGUGCAGCACACAAACAUUCUCGAACUUGCCUGCUCGCAGAGAGUGUCUUCCCGUGGGUGUAUGACUUGACAAAGAGCGCAGCACCCUCCUCCAACAAAUCGUUGACUCGUUGCCGCCGCUGCGAGCCUCCUCGGAACCCUUAG
Molecule: messenger RNA, 291 nt
Organism: Fulvia fulva
Lineage: Eukaryota; Fungi; Ascomycota; Dothideomycetes; Mycosphaerellales; Mycosphaerellaceae
Exons: 1
Coding region: 1-291 (96 amino acids)
Source: RefSeq, a predicted model, not a curated record